Molecule: messenger RNA, 3684 nt
Organism: Lizanozyma spartinae
Lineage: Eukaryota; Fungi; Ascomycota; Pichiomycetes; Serinales; Debaryomycetaceae
Exons: 1
Coding region: 1-3684 (1227 amino acids)
Source: RefSeq, a predicted model, not a curated record
AUGAAUAGGGUUGUGGGAAAUUCAUGCGAUACUACUGACACUCCAUUACAAACGGGUACAUUGUCUGGACUGGUGUGUCGAGUGAAAGUGGGGCUUCAAGGAAAGGUGAACGUCGUCAGUGAGGAUUCUAAUCUUAAUAAUUUAUCACCAGGAAAUGAUUCAAAUGAUAAAGAUAAUAGAACAUGUGCAAAUGUGAAUGAAUAUGGCGACGACGUUGACUCCAUAAACCGUGACGUACUGAAGCUCAUUCUGCAACCAUCCAAAAGAAUCAGUCUUUUGGUUAAUGAAGAUGCUGAUCGUACUACUCUACAUUCAACUAAGUCUUCUGCUUCAGAUACAUCACUGGAACUUGAAGAAGAAUCCACUCUGGAAGUAUUAUUAAGACUACGGAAGAGACAACGACACUACUGUCCUACGGAAGAUGAGAUAGCUGUUUAUAGUUCCAAAUUUGAAGUGGUCACUUCUUAUGCCGUCCGCUUGAAUUGGAUAUUGAAUGAGUUACUUUCUCUAGACUUAAUGUUGGGAAAAUCUAGAGAGCCAAGUUUAAAGUCCUGGUCGACUAUGUUCAUCCUAGAAGCAGAAUUAGCUCUCUUGUUAGGGUACGUUCCAAAAACUAAUUUUACAAGGGCACAACUAUUCCCCAAUGGUUACUUGUCUCAAAUUAUUUUGGAAAGUUAUGAUAUUUUGGUAACCUUUAGUACAAGUUACCCCAAUUUGCAUCUUGCCUCGAGGGCCAUUCGGUUCCUAGUUAAACUUAUCUACAAUGUUAACUAUUGGGAAACAUACCAUCUUGUUCAUGCUAUACCUAAAAUAUCUCAUUUUUUUGAACUUCUCAAAUUUGAAGUCAUAGAGACCCCAUUUGGCCCAUUGAUUAGACCUCCAAAAGAUUAUGUCAACGACAAAAUGCUUUCAGGAUUACAAUACCCAUUCCCUUAUCCCUUUUACAACUUUUCAUACCAUUCAUUCAAUCCCAUUGGCUAUCUUUCUAAAUACAAAGGAAUUAAUAUUGAACCAUAUAUUGAUAUUAGACUUCAAACCACAGACUCAAAGUCACAAGAAUCUCAUCAUAAAAAGCAACUCUUAGAAGUUCCUCAAAACAAGACUAGGAAAACAGUUAUGAGAGGUAAGCUGUCUCAGCACACAUUUCCAACGGGCAAAAGUCAACAGAAAUGUGACAUGCAAUCAACUUCUACCCCAUUCUCUCCAUCAGAAGGUAAAUACUAUGAGUAUUAUGAUACCUCUUUAGAUGAGCAUCAUCCAGCACUGUCAACUAAAAAGAAAGACCUAAUGGAUUUAAUUCCUGAAUAUUUACGUCCUUUAAGAGUUUUUGGAAAGGAUCCAGUUGCAAUUACCAAGGUUCAAGCUGAAGCUCGAGCUCGUCAAAUUCAACUAGAGCAAGAGCGUUUACAGAAUCCACCUCCAGUUACACCUAGGGAUAUGGUUCCUUUGAGUGCCAUUCCUGUUUGUCCUGAUACUGUACCUAAUGCUGAGCAUACUAAUAUGAAUAUGCCAGAUGAUCCACACGGUCUGACUGUCAAUCAACCAAAUGCACAAGCUGAAGAUGACGAACAUGCACAUUUGGUUCCUCGUGUUGUUGGUAAACAAGUGGUGCUAAUAGAUGGCAAAUCUGUGUCUGUACCUUUAAAGAUAUCAAGUCGAAAACGCAAGGUAUCUGACCGAACUGAUGACAUUAGUCUUGAAGAUCAUUUGGAAAGUGAAUCUAAUUUAACUGAAGAUCAGCAACAAAAUUUCGGUGGAGCUCUGCUACAAUUGUCAGGAGCUCAAUUUAAAAUGCCAACUAAAGAUUCUCAACCUUUCUCUCCCAUACCUGCUUCAAACUUACAACCAACCUCUGCCUUGCCUCCCAAGGCCAAUGGUCCACCUUCAGUAAUAGUGAGCUUGCCAAUUACUUCAACUAAACCAGUUCUGUUGCCCGAAAUCCAACAACCUCUGUUAAAUCCAACAAUGGGUCAAUCGAAACCCGCUUUUGAGCUUUCAAAGCGUCCAUCUCGCCUAGAAAUUCCUCCCUUUUUAAACAACAGCGAGUCUACCAUGUCCGAUAUUUCAUUUGGAUCUUCGUCUUUAAAUAGUGCCAAUCCCACGGGUGCUACAACACAUCAAUGUUUCCUCACAGAUCCAUCCUCACUUCAACCAUGUCUCAAACGAUUUUAUGGCAAGAAUGAGCUAAUGAGGCAUCAGGAGUUUGUUCAUGCUACCCAAAAGAAAAUUUACAGAUGUAUUUAUUGCCUCAAGAAUAAUUCAACUGUCCAAUGCUAUCCUCGCCAUGACUCCCUUGCGAGACAUAUCAGGAAAAAACAUGGGGUUACUGGAAGAGAGAAUAAGAUUGCUGUUAAUUAUGCCAAGGCUAACGUUGAAAUUAUAGAUGAACCGUUGCACACUGCCUUGACAAAGGGGAAGAAACAAAUGGUUAUGCAUGACGAAUCUGAAGAAGAGCUGGAUAUUGAAAGCACCACCAAGUGUCAACUGAAGCUGCCAUUAAAAGAAAAGUCAUUAGAUGUGCCUAGUACCCAAAAACCAAGAUAUCAGGCUCAAGUUACAACUCUGCCAGGAAAACCACAAUUGUCACCUCUUGAUAGAAAAAAGAAACCUUCAUCUAAGCUUGGUGCGGUUAAAUCUGGAGAAGAUUCAAAAGAACAGGAUAUUGCUCGCAUUGAGUUGGCACCUAUACCUAAGAUUUCUAAUGCUUCUGUUUUACCUGGUGGCACCUCCGUUGGGGGUAUUUCAGGGGAGCUGCCCAGUGGUAAGCAAGUUUCGUUAUCGGAGCAAACAGAUCAAAUCACUCUAGGCGUACAGCUACCUGCCUCAACGCCUUUAUUGAGAAAUACUCAUGCAACUCAAUUGGCCUCUGUUUCUACAACAGGUCAAUCUAUUCAGCCACCCACAGGAGCUAUUGGUAAUACUACGACGGGUACCAGUUCAGCAACGCCUAUAUCCAUUGGUGGCGUACCAUCGAUUCAUCCUGUUCAAGGAGUUCCUGGUGCGCAGAUAAGUGGAUAUCCAUACCCGCAACAAUUUUACCUUUAUCAGACUCCUUCUGGUGAACAGGCACAAUAUUUGCAACAUCAGCCAAUUCUCGUUCCGCCAAAUAAUUCAACUUACCCACAAGGGUAUCCAUAUUACGCGGGACAACAAUUGAGUUCGCUGCAACCUGCAGCAUUCUCACCUCCAUUGACUAACAAGUAUGGAUAUGCAUAUGUUGGAGUUGCUGGAGGUAAUUCUACUAAUUCAGGAGGAGCUUCAACUCCUUCCAUUGGAGUCGCAAAUGGUACUGGAAGUAAUCCAUCUAUGGCUGGUGUUGCAGGGAUCCCUUCUACGUAUGGUGCCGCUAAUGGAACAUCGCUGUAUAAUCUUGCACAUCAUUUAGUUCAGACACCACUUCCACCUCAGCAAGCGAAUCCACAGGGAUAUCUGGUGCCUUAUUAUUCCGUGUCUCCUAAUGCUGCAGGACAAUAUUUAUUCUAUCAUCCUAUGGCAGUCCCUGGGUUAACACCAGGAAACCCUGGUAUGCCAUUAGUGCAUAGACUGCCCCAGAUCUCCCAAAUGUCACCUCCAGCACAACCUCUGCAGCAACUCAACCAAUCGGGAUUGCCAUACCAUCCAGGACACAGCGUGUUUGGGACUCAAUUACCACGGCCAUCUCAGCCUUCUGAUAAAAGAUCGUGA